AUGGAAACAGAUUUCUAUACACUUCCUGGAUCCCAUAAACCGAAUACUCAUCCUCAUAUAUAUCCUCAUCUGCCACACUUACACCAUAUUGAAGAUGAAAUCACUCAUCUUUUAAAACCAAACCGUUCUCAAAGUCUGACAUAUUUCAACUAUGAAGCUACCCCUCAAAGAGAACGUAUCUCUUCUAGAUUUGAUCUUUCCAAUCCAAAUAGAAAUAAACUAGGUACGUACGAUGGUGUAUUCAUCCCAACGUCUUUAAACGUCCUUUCUAUUUUAAUGUUUUUAAGAUUCGGUUUCAUCUUGGGUCAAUUAGGUAUUCUUUGCACAAUAGGGUUAUUACUAUUAAGUUAUUUCAUUAAUCUUUUAACUACACUAAGUAUAUCAGCUAUCUCUACAAACGGUGUAGUUAGAGGCGGUGGUGCUUAUUAUAUGAUCUCCAGAUGCUUGGGUCCCGAAUUCGGUGGUGCCAUAGGUCUUGUAUUUUUCUUGGGUCAAGUCUUUAAUUCAGGUAUGAAUGCUAUUGGUAUUGUGGAACCAAUUCUUUACAAUUUCGGUUCCAAUAAUGGUGUCAUCUCACCAAUCUUACCAGAGACUCAUUGGUUUAAUUUCUCCUAUGCCACAAUCAUCUUAUUAUUCUGUUUGAUAGUGGCAUUAAUUGGAUCUCAAUUAGUCUCUAAAGCUGGGAAUAUUUUAUUUUUCGUUCUAAUGGUUUCCAUCAUUUCAAUACCUAUUUCCUCCAUCUUACAAUCACCUUUUGAAAAUGAUAUUAUAUCAUACACUGGACCUUCAUGGGAAACUUUCCAAGGAAAUUUAUUCCCACAGUUUACCAAAGGUGCUGCAGGAUCUUUACUACAAAACUCUAAAGAAACUUUCAACGAUCUAUUUGGUGUAUUUUUCCCUGCUACUGCAGGUAUCUUUGCCGGGGCAGGCAUGUCUAGUGAAUUAAGAAAACCUUCUAAAUCUAUUCCCAAGGGGACUCUAUGGGGGUUAGCUUUCACUUUCAUCUGUUAUGCUAUUGUCGUGAUUUCAAUGAGUUUUACUAUCCCUCGUGAAAGUUUAUAUAAAGAUGUUCAAAUCAUUCAAUCAGUAUCUAAAGUUCAAUUGAUCAUCUUAUUGGGUGAAUUAUCCACUUCUAUUUUUUCCAUCAUCGUCGGUAUCGUGGGUGCUGCUUAUGUGUUAGAGGCAAUCGCCAAGGAUACUAUCUUACCAGGUCUUUCCAUUUUCUAUAAAAAACCUUUAUAUUCAAUUUUAUUCACUUGGUUAUUGACUCAAUUAUGUUUAUUCUCAGAUGUCAAUAAGAUUGCCACUUUCAUUACAAUGACUUUUCUUUUAACUUUCAUAGUAAUGAAUUUGGCAUGUUUCCUUUUAAAAGUAUCAUCAGCACCAAAUUUUAGACCAUCUUUUAAAUAUUUCGAUAGACAAACAGCUUGUUUGGGGGUCAUAUGCUCCAUCUUAGCCAUGUUUAUUGUAAACACUUUACAGGCCUUGGCAGUAAUGUUUGCCAUGUCUAUUUUAUUUGUAAUCAUCCAUUAUACUUGUCCACCAAAGAGUUGGGGUGAUGUUUCACAAACUUUAAUUUAUCAUCAAGUAAGAAAAUAUCUAUUACGUUUAAAACAAGAUAAUAUCAAAUAUUGGAGACCACAAAUACUUUUAUUUGUAGAUAAUCCAAGAACAAGUUGGAAUUUAAUCAGAUUUUGUAAUCAUUUGAAAAAAGGUGGUCUAUACGUAUUAGCUCAUGUCACGGUCUCCAAUGAUUUCCAAGAUCAGUUUGUCAAUUUUAAAAAUCAACAAAGAGCUUGGCAUAAGAUUAGAGAUAUGACCCAAAUUAAAGCCUUUGUUCAAAUAGGUAUGGGCCCAACUUUACAAUGGGGGGUUAGAAACGUCUUUACAGGUUCCGGUUUAGGUGGUAUGAAACCUAAUAUAACUGUACUUGGGUUUUUCGAUAUGACUAAUUUUAAAAAACAUGCAAUACAUAAUACAAUUCCUAGCUCGGAUUCCAAUGCAACCACUAGUACUGAUUCUAAUACUAUUCCUAAUCUACUCCCUAAUGCAUUCUCCAAUUCAGAACCUUGCAAUUGUUUCAAAUUACCCACUGAUGAUUGUAAAAAUGAAAAUAAAGUUACUCCAACUCAAUGGGUACAAAUAUUAGAAGAUUUAUCUCUAAUGGGUUCGAAUAUUGCUGUGGCCCAUGAUUUCAAAAAAUUAAAUCUUCCUUCUAAAAAUAAGAAAAAUCCAAAAUUGAAGAAAUUUAUCGAUUUAUAUCCUGUUCAAAUGUCUGCUCAAAUGACCUUAAAAGAUCAAUCCUCGUCAAUAAUUACAACGAAUUUUGAUACUUACACUUUAAUAUUACAAUUAGGUGCUAUCUUAGUCACGGUACCUGAAUGGAAACAUACUCAUACUUUACGUGUCAUUUUAUUUGUAGAAAAGGAAAAUAAAAGAAAUGAUGAAUUAGAUAGAAUGAAAAAAUUAUUAGAUGCCUUGAGAAUUGAAGCUGAAGUCUUGGUAGUCUCCUUAGAUCAAUUUAGAACUUAUCAAACAAUCGUAAAGGGGACUUUAAUAGAUUUCGAACAUGUAAAUAAUAUGUUAAAAGAUGAUUUAUGGUGGCAAGAAUUAGUAGAAUCAAGAAGAACUUUAAAACCAACAAGAAGAUUUUCAACAACUAACACAGCAGCACCUAUAAUAGAUCGUCCAACAAAUAUUUUACAACCUAAAAAAUUCGAUAUGUCAAAAUUAAUGAGACAUGGAAUUUCCCUUACAAUGACUUCAAAUAUGCCCUUAAAUACAACUGCUUCUGCAGUUUCAAGUGAAUAUUCAGAUGAAGAUAGUAUUUUACCCUCAAUGCGUGAUUCAACUUUAUCUAUCCCAUCUUUGGAUCAACGUUUAAAUUAUGAAUCUUCUAGAAGACAACAAACUAUGGGCAGAAGAUCUCCUACUUUGAAAAUGCUUCAUCCAAAUCAAUCUACAACUUCUGUUAAUCCUGUAUUCUCAAGUAAUACUAUACCAAUAACAAAAAUCUUGGAAGACGGUUCAGGUGAUAAACCUACAUUAAUUCCAAUCGAGGAGAAUAAUCAAAAUGAUGAUCAAGAUGAUGAAGUUCAACCUGAGAAUUUAGAAAUUUCUCCAGCUUGCUCAAAUGAAAGCUUAAUCGCAGCUAUGGAAAAUUUAGGCUUCAAUGAUAUGCCAAGUAAAGCACAGCAUUUAAUCUUAAAUGAUAUGAUGAGCCAGCUUUCAAGCACAUCGGAUUUGAUCUUCUCCACUCUACCUUUACCGCCUCUUGGAACACAUCUUAAUGAUGAAGCUGCUCUGCGAUAUGUACAAGAUUUAGAUAUUUGGUUGGAUGGAUUGGCUCCAACUAUGCUGAUCAACUCACAAUCCUUAACAGUUACAACUGCAUUGUGA
Henningerozyma blattae CBS 6284 is the source of this 3399-nucleotide messenger RNA. It is a transcript of the gene VHC1, whose product is annotated as Vhc1p. The transcript has a single exon. Gene Ontology annotation, molecular function: potassium:chloride symporter activity. Gene Ontology annotation, cellular component: membrane. NCBI's taxonomy places the organism in Eukaryota, Fungi, Ascomycota, Saccharomycetes, Saccharomycetales, Saccharomycetaceae. Gene Ontology annotation, biological process: cell volume homeostasis; chloride ion homeostasis; chloride transmembrane transport. The record is from RefSeq and is a predicted model, not a curated record. Bases 1 to 3399 code for a protein of 1132 amino acids.